This is a messenger RNA of Lipotes vexillifer (Yangtze River dolphin), 1893 nucleotides long. RefSeq names its product butyrophilin subfamily 3 member A3 (gene BTN3A3). Lineage: Eukaryota; Metazoa; Chordata; Mammalia; Artiodactyla; Lipotidae. Gene Ontology annotation, cellular component: external side of plasma membrane. Bases 1 to 1893 code for a protein of 630 amino acids. Gene Ontology annotation, molecular function: signaling receptor binding. Gene Ontology annotation, biological process: regulation of cytokine production; T cell receptor signaling pathway. The record is from RefSeq and is a predicted model, not a curated record. The transcript is spliced from 10 exons.
AUGGUGGAAGGCAGUCUUUUGUCUGAGAGUUGUCCGGGUUUCAGGCAGGCUCCAGAGAAUUCCCAGCAGCACAGAUGUCUGCUCCCGGCUCCUCUUCAACCCAUCCACCCAACUCUGCAGGCCUUGUUCUCAAAGGCAGUUCCCGGUGCAGGUAUCACGGCAGCAGCACAGAUGAAAAUGGCACCGUCCCUAGACUUCCCUCUGCCCCACUUCCUUGUCUGCAUCAUCUUGGUCCAGCUGCUCACCUCUUGCUCAGCUCAGUUUGCUGUGAUUGGACCCCCUGGGCCCAUCCUGGCCAUGGUGGGUGAAGACGCUGAGCUGCCCUGUCACCUGUCGCCGAAGAUGAGCGCAGAGAACAUGGAACUGAAGUGGGUGAGAUCCAGCCUCAGGCAGGUAGUUUUCAUGUAUGCACAUGGCAAGGAAGUAGAAGACAGACAGACAGCAGAGUAUCGAGGGAGAACUGAGUUUUUAAGAGAUGGCAUCACUGCAGGGAAGGCUGCUCUCCGAAUUCACAGCGUCAGAGCCUCUGACACUGGAAACUACCUGUGUUAUUUCCAAGAUGGCAACUUCUACGAAAAAGCCUUGGUAGAGCUGAAAGUUGCAGCUCUGGGCUCGGAUCUUCACAUUGAAAUGAAGGGCCAUGAGGGUGAAGGGAUCCACCUGGGGUGCACAUCCACGGGCUGGUAUCCCCAGCCCCAAAUACAGUGGAGAGAUGCCAAGGGCCAGAACAUGCCAGCUGUGGCAGCACCUCCAGCUACAGAUGGAGCGGGCCUGUAUGCAGUCACAUCAUCUCUAAUGGUGAAAAGCAGCUCUGGAGAAGGGGUGUCCUGUAUCAUCAGAAAUCCCCUCCUCAACCAGGAAAAGACAGCCCAGAUUUCCAUUGCAGAUCCCUUCUUCAGAAGGGCCCAGCGCUGGAUCGCUGUCUUCGCGGGGACGCUGCCUGUCUGUCUGCUGCUCCUCGCAGGGGCUGGUUACUUCCUGUGGCUACAGAGGAAAGAAAAGGAGGCUCUAUUCAUGGAGAAAGAGAGAGCAGAAGAGGAAAAAGAAACAGCACAAGCAGAAAAAGAGCAGGAACAAAGAAUAAAAGAGACACUCGAGUACGAACUCAAGUGGAGAAAGAUCCAGUACAUGGCUCGUGGGGAGAAGUCUCAGGCCUAUCCUGAGUGGAAGAAGGCCCUCUUCCAAGCUGCGGAUGUGAUAUUGGAUCCGAGCACAGCAAACCCCAUCCUGCUUGUUUCUGAUGACCAGAGGAGCUUGCAGCGAGCAGACAAACGACAGAAUCUGCCAGACAACCCCAAGAGAUUUGAUUGGCAUUACUGUGUGCUUGGCUGCAAGAGCUUCACGUCAGGGAGACACUACUGGGAGGUAGAGGUUGGGGACAGAAAAGAGUGGCACGUCGGGGUGUGCAGGGAGAACGUGGAGAGAAAAUGUUGGAUUAAAAUGACACCCGAGAAUGGCUUCUGGACUAUGGGGCUGUCUGAUGGGAAUGACUAUCGGGCUCUCACUGACCCCCGGACCAAACUGACAAUUGCCAACCCUCCUCAAAAAGUAGGGAUUUUCUUGGACUACGAGACUGGUGAGGUCUCCUUCUACAACGUCGCGGAUGGAUCUCAUGUGUACACCUUCCCACACACCUCCUUCUCUGGGCCUCUGUGGCCUGUUUUCAGGAUUUUGACCUUGGAGCCCACUGCCUUGACCAUCUGCCCAGCAUUGACAGGAGUGGGGAGUUCCGGUGUUCCUGACCUAGAACCUGACCUUUCUCUGAAGACCCCAGUGGCCCUGGGCUCAGCUGAUGAGAAUGGGAAGCCUCAGGCUGAAGUAACGUCCUUGCUUCUCCCUGCCCAGCCUGAAGCUGAGGGCCUCUUCCCUACCAGCAACACAUCACAACCGUAA